AUCUCGGAACACAUAGACUACAACUAGAACGAUACAGCCUGCGUGUGGGUGAGAGAGAGAGAGAGAGAAUGGCUGCUGGUUCUCAGACUAUCAUAGCUCCCACUGAUGCUGAGCUCCUGCAGGCGCAAGCCGACCUAUGGCGCCACAGCCUCUACUACCUCACAUCCAUGGCGCUCAAGUGCGCCGUCGAGCUUCACAUCCCAACUGCUAUCCAUAACCUUGGAGGGGCUACCACGCUGCCAAACCUGGUAACCGCACUAUCCCUUCCUCAGACUAAGCUUCCAUUCCUCCGCCGGUUGAUGCGGCUGCUUGUCACAUCAGGCAUCUUUGCAUCUGAAAGAGAUGCAGAGGUGGAGACCUACCGCCUCAACCCACUCUCCUGGCUCCUGGUAGAAGGUGUGGAAGCAGAAGACCACACCUACCAGAAAUACUUUGUGCUCGGCACGGUCUCACGGCAUUAUGUUGAGGCUGGAUUGUCUCUCGCUGACUGGUUCAAGAAGGAUUUGCCUGCCUCACUACCAUCGCCAUUCGAAGAAUUACAUGGUGUGCCACUCGUCCACGAGACUACAAAGCUCCUUGACGAAGAGCUUGACAGAAUUGUCAAUGAAGGUGUGGCUGCACAUGACAAUUUGGCAAUUGGAACCAUUAUUCGAGAGUGCAACGAUCUCUUCAAGGGUGUUCAAUCACUGACUGAUUGCUGUGGUGGUGAUGGCACGACUGUGAGGGCAAUCGUCAAGGCAUUCCCUGACAUCAAGUGCACAGUGCUGGACCUUCCAAAGGUUAUUGAGACUGCACCAGCUCAUGAUUCAGUAAACUAUGUAGCGGGCGACAUGUUCCACUCCAUCCCACCUGCUCAAGCUGUGAUGCUCAAGCUUGUACUGCACUUCUGGAACGAUGAGGAUUGUGUUAAGAUCCUGGAGCAGUGCAGGAAGGCAAUUCCUUCCAGAGAAGAGGGGGGGAAGGUGAUUAUCAUAGAAAUAGUCCUUGGCCCUUCUAUGGGGCCAAUAAUGUACGAAGCCCAACUCCUUAUGGACAUGCUCAUGAUGGUGAAUACCAGAGGCAGGCAGCGGGAUGAAAAUGACUGGCGCGACAUCUUUAUUAAAGCAGGUUUCUCCGACUAUAAGAUUGUCAAGAAAAUAGGAGCUCGUGGCAUCAUCGAAGUUUACCCGUAAGACUGCACACCCUUCAAAAUAUGUUCAAUGUGUGGUUCACUAUGGACAUGACCAUGUGCUGUGAGGAAAAAAAUAAAUGGAGAACCUCAUUUCCUAGAUAAAGUUUCAGCGAUCUGAAAGCAGAUGAGCUGUUCAGCUUUCUUGCAUUGAGAUCCAUGUAGUUUCUGCUUGAAAUGUACUAGAGUACUCUUCGUGGUUUAAUUUCCAGUGUGCUAUGUUGAUUUGACUUCGACCAUAUAUGUUUUAUAUGGUUGUUUGUUUAUGUGUAAGCCACAAGUUAUCAUACAAUGUGUAAUUUAUUAUGAUAUGUCACUGCAUAGUGUACCACUA
This is a messenger RNA of Setaria italica (foxtail millet), 1502 nucleotides long. RefSeq names its product probable O-methyltransferase 2. Bases 69 to 1172 code for a protein of 367 amino acids. The transcript has 2 exons. Gene Ontology annotation, molecular function: protein dimerization activity; S-adenosylmethionine-dependent methyltransferase activity; O-methyltransferase activity. NCBI's taxonomy places the organism in Eukaryota, Viridiplantae, Streptophyta, Magnoliopsida, Poales, Poaceae. Gene Ontology annotation, biological process: methylation. The record is from RefSeq and is a predicted model, not a curated record.